Messenger RNA from Pelodiscus sinensis (Chinese soft-shelled turtle), 4036 nucleotides. The record is from RefSeq and is a predicted model, not a curated record. NCBI's taxonomy places the organism in Eukaryota, Metazoa, Chordata, Testudines, Trionychidae.
GUGGAUCUAAUCAGAAUAAUGUUCAACAUAAACCCUUUGGAGAACCUGAAGGUUUACAUCAGCAGUCGCCCUCCCCUUGUGGUCUUUAUGAUCAGCGUAAGCGCAAUGGCAAUAGCUUUUCUGACACUGGGCUAUUUCUUUAAAAUCAAGGAGAUCAAGUCACCGGAAAUGACAGAGAUAUCCGAGAAUGAAACCUUAAAACAUCUCAUCAAUGAUACCACAGCUCCAGAAAGUACAGUGCCUAGCGGGCAAGCCAGAUCUUCUACACAAUCGCCACAGACUCUUGAGGACUCUGGUCCAGUAAACAUCUCUGUGACAAUCACUCUAACUCUGGACCCACUCAAACCAUUUGGUGGGUAUUCCCGUAAUAUCACACAUCUAAGUUCCACAAUUUUGGGGCACCAGAUUGGACUCUCAGGCAGAGAAUCCCACGAGGAGAUGAACAUUACAUUCACCCUGCCUGCUGCCUGGAAUUCAGAUGACUGUGUUCUCCAUGGUCACUGUGAACAGGUGGUAUUUACAACCUGUAUGACAGUCACAGCAGCCAGCAGUGUGUUUCCUGUCACAGUUCAGCCACCACAUUGUGUUCCUGAGACAUACAGCAAUGCUACGCUCUGGUACAAGAUCUUCACUACAGCCAGGGACUCAAAUACAAAAUAUGCACAAGAUUAUAACCCUUUCUGGUGUUACAAAGGAGCUAUUGGAAAAGUCUAUCAUGCUUUAAAUCCCAAACUAACUGUCAUAGUUCCAGAUGAUGAUCGCUCACUAAUAAACCUGCAUCUCAUGCAUACCAGUUAUUUUCUUUUUGUGAUGGUGAUUACAAUGUUCUGCUAUGCAGUUAUUAAAGGUAGACCAAGCAAACUGAGGCAAAGCAAUACAGAAUUCUGCCCUGAAAAAGUUGCUUUGUCAGAAGCAUAAUCCAUUUCCUCCUUUUACUGAAAAUGGCUGAGAACCAUAAUCAUUGCCUGCUGAGCCCAGAUGGGCCUUAAGACUUUGUGAAUACAUUAUCUUGCAAUGUUGGUUUAUUCCAACCAAAGACAUUUCAAGUGCCUGUAAUUGAUUUGUACAUAUUUAUAAAAGUAUAUUCAGAACAGGUCAGAUGAUGCACUUGUUCCGCAUAGUAGUGCGGCGCGGAACUUUAAACCUAUACCUGUGGACAUAGCUGAAUGUUUGAGUAGAUAAUAGAUAUGUUUAGUGAUAAAGAUCACAUAGAGCAAGAUAUUUUUGUCUAGCUGCAUCUGGGCAGAUGAAGGUGUCCUUCCAAAUGUCUCAAACAAUACAAAACAAACCCUUUGUUUUUGCCCAAUGAUAUGUACAGUAUACAAUGUGUUUGAAACAGUCUGCAUCUUUGAUAUAAUAUUGCAUUUCCAAAGCCACUGGUCUACUACAUACAUCUCCUGUGGUAUGUGGCUUAAUACUUUUUUCCAUUUGUUCCUUGCUUGAAAGAAAAAUAUCAAUAUUUCUAGGGUUUUUUUUAAAAUAGAAAUACAUAUUCACAUUUUAAUACUGCAGUAGUUAGGACAAACUUGUGCUUUUAUCCAGAAUUUAAUUAAAGGCAGAGUCUCAUUUUAAAAUCCUUUCUGUUGCACAGUGCUAAGUUUUGCUUUUCAUGUGGCCUGCUUGAAUGGGAGAGCAUUGAUUGGCAUUGGGGUUGUUUGGAAAGCUUUCCACUUUGCCUCCCCCCUUCAUGGGCUUCAAACCAGGAAUUUCUUUGGUACAAAGUAGCUUUUUAUAACCUGUCUGAAAGUGGAUUUAAAAACACAUUCUAUUAAUAGUCAGUUGUGGCUCCAUGUAGCUUUGUCCAGUGCAAAUAACAAAAGGAAAAGGAAGAAACAAUGAUACUGUAAGUGCUUCAUGUUGGAUCUUUCAUACAUCUCUAAAGGGCAACUGAAAAUGACAUUUGAUUAGCUUUGUCCAAUGUAUCUACUCUUGUCUACUGCGGGGAAGGUGACAACUAGUGGUCUAGUCCUGUUGUGAAUAAGUUGAGAGAAAUCUUGCCUGAGAAAUUUGUAUUGGUCUUCGUGUCCAUUCUUAAGUAAGAGCAGACUUGAUUUCUUAGAGAGCUUUUGUUCUGUGGGGUCGCUCCCCCUCCCCAAUUUGUCUUAUUCAUUCUCCUUCUAGCCUGUCCUAUCUAAUGAGAUUUAUUAAACCUGGAGAAGUUUCCUUUAGACACUUCCUCCCUGGCUUUUAAAAUCUUACUGGUUGCCUUAAUGACCCUUCAUGUAAUCUUUCAGCUUUUUUGUCAGGUAGCACGGUUUUGUAUUUGUAAAUGUGUGCAUACAUUUUGCUUUAAGUUUCAGGCUGCCAUGUGGUACGUGAAACCAUAAAUCCAAUUCAAAGAUUGUAAUUAGGGAUAUUAAAUCAACUAAUCGACUAAUCAAUGGAUUUUCCAUCGGCUAGUCGAUAAGCAGGGGAGCCACAGCGGGGUUAGCUCCAGAUCCGGGAACUAACCCUGUCAUCUCUUAAAACAUUUAAAAGGCUGGUGUGCAGUGGGGGGAACCCAGUGUGAGCCAGGAAUCAGCUGUCCAAGCUUGUGUCCAGUCCCCCGCUGCUCCCCUGUGCCUCAUGGGGAACCAGCUUUUAAGCCAGGCCCCCUCCCACCGCCCCCCACCCCCUGCCCAGCACCAGCCUCUGUUCUCCCAUCCCUUUUUGCGGGGGUGGAGGGAGAGACUAGUCGCUUACAUCCCUAAGUGUAAUUUCUGAUCUGUUGGCAUUGAUUGCACUCUGUUGUGAUUUGCAGACCAUUUUAUAUGUUCUAUAUUAUAUAAAAUUGCUUUAGGACUCCAAUGUAUGGCAGAUUCAUAUUUUUUUUCAGAAUUUUUGAAGAAAAAAAAUCAGAUUUUUCUUCAGAAAAUGGUUCCUCAUAUAAUUGUGAUAGCCACCACACACUGAAAAAUUAUUUCACUAAAAUGUGGGGGUUUUUCCUCCAGAUAUCUUAAAUUAAACUUUAGAGACAGCCAUUUAGUCUGAAUUCCAGAAAUGAAAUAACCUGGGUUUCUAUUCUUCAGCUUAAAAUGCUGUUAACUAGUAAAACUGCAACAAUGAUGCAGUAAAUGUACUGAGUAAAAAUACAUAGAAAGUUAGAGAAACACUCUUAUACUGUUCUCAUAUCUGCAUCCUCAUCCUUUUUAUUUAGUACUCAUCUUUGAAACCAACUAGGGAGUGGCUCAGAACUGGUAACUUGGGAAGGAGGUUGGUGCUAAUUCAGGAAGUAUAAAAAAAUGCCCAGAGAACUCUUCCAUGAUCACAUAAAGAUACUUUAAAUAAAUCUAAAAUCCAUUAUAUAAUUCAGCAAACUGUCAAGCCCCGAACAGAACUGCCUAGACAGUAAAAUGCAAUUGUGUGUUUAAAAAAAUAAAAAUAAAAUAUUGGGCUUUGUUGGGGAACAGGCUUUUAUAUAGUGUGUGUUUGAUUAUUAGAGGGGACAGCUUAAAAAAUACAGCCAAAUCCCACAAUUAACUGCACUACAAUAAACAUUAAACUCAGAUUGCAAUCCACAAAUGCAAGGAAGUUAGCAUUAAGGACGUACUUUUCGUUUUUGAUUUACCCCCUUUGUACCUAGGUAUUGCAGAAUAAGUGAGAUCACUCAGUGGGCUGAGACUGUCAUACUUCUAAGAGUAUCUGAUUGUACCUAGGCACAGUUCACACACAAAAUUAAUGCAGCCAAGCAGAAAGGUAAAAACUUAAUAUUAAAGUGGUUGUUCAGAUCAUAUUGAUCUUUCCUUUUUGUUUUCUUUUUCUUUUUUUAACUAUGACUUGAAUCAGUUUUGAUUCUAUUUGUAAGUAUUUUCUUGUUGUUAGAAAGCUGCCAUUUCUGUUGGAUUUUUCUUUUGGCAUUACAUAGAAAAUCUGAGCCUUGGUUUAUAGCCUUCCUCUGCAAGUUGAUGUAGGGUUAAGAUGGUAUAUUUAAAAAAAUUCACUUGUAUUGUUGCAUGAUGGUUAAUAGCUGAUUUGAUAAUGACAUUUCUCUCCUAUAUUAAUUUUGUGUUUGUAAGAUGUGGAUAUUACUUUGCAGAAUAAAAAGUUUAUUCCAUUG